This is a messenger RNA of Xyrauchen texanus (razorback sucker), 1234 nucleotides long. Its product is annotated as T-box transcription factor TBX22-like. Gene Ontology annotation, cellular component: nucleus. The transcript has 8 exons. NCBI's taxonomy places the organism in Eukaryota, Metazoa, Chordata, Actinopteri, Cypriniformes, Catostomidae. The record is from RefSeq and is a predicted model, not a curated record. Gene Ontology annotation, molecular function: DNA-binding transcription factor activity, RNA polymerase II-specific; RNA polymerase II cis-regulatory region sequence-specific DNA binding. Bases 218 to 1234 code for a protein of 338 amino acids. Gene Ontology annotation, biological process: cell fate specification; positive regulation of DNA-templated transcription; regulation of transcription by RNA polymerase II.
UAUUGAGAAUGAGAAGUUACAGAAUGUUUCAGAAAACGAUAGAGACACACCGACGGGCAUUGUCGUCGACGAACACGACGAGCGAAACGACAGGAGGAGAAAAAUCUGCGCGGCGGCAAGAAAACCGACCUCGACCGAUUGUGAAUCUGCCAGAGAAGUUCGAGUGGAUCUUCAAGGAUCCGACUUGUGGAAGAGAUUUCAUGAGAUCGGCACUGAGAUGAUCAUCACAAAGGCUGGGAGGAGAAUGUUCCCAUCUGUCCGAGUUAAAGUGCACAAUCUGGAUCCUUUCCAGCAAUACUACAUGGCCAUGGACAUCAUGCCUGUGGAUUCAAAGAGAUACAGGUAUGUGUACCAUAGUUCUCAAUGGAUGGUGGCCAGAAACACAGAUCAUUCGUGUAUUUCUUCCCGUCUGUGCGUGCAUCCAGACUCUCCGUGUUCUGGAGAGAACUGGAUGCGACAGGUGAUCAGCUUCGAUCGCAUCAAACUCACUAACAAUGAGAUGGACGACAAAGGCCAUAUUAUCCUGCAGUCCAUGCACAAGUACAAGCCGCGCAUACACGUUAUCCCGUACAAUCCUCGAGUCGACCUGUCACAGACUCCUCCGGUGCUGCAAGCAGACAGUGUUCACACCUUCUCCUUCCCUGAGACACAGUUUACCACUGUCACAGCCUACCAGAACCAACAGAUAACAAAACUGAAGAUUGACAGGAAUCCAUUUGCCAAGGGUUUUAGAGACCCAGGACGAAACAGGGAUGUGUUGGAUGGGAUUUUAGAGUCAUACCCAUGGCACAGCACCUUCAGCCUUCAUUUCAAACCUUUCACUAUGGAGCUACAAGGCAGAAGAUCUGGAUCUUCAGCAAGCUAUGGUAUCACCUCAUCAUUAAAAGAACUCCUGCCCAGCUCCUUUUCUCCAGCAGCCCAUCCUAUCACAUUCUCAAGCCCUCAAUGCUUCACCUCAAACAGUCUUCUCACAUACAGAGCUCACUACAACCUUGGGCUAGGAAGACUCGGUGGUUAUGCUGGCUUACAACCCCUGUUAGAUCUCCCCUUCAUGUCUACUCUUCAGGUAAAGAAAGGAGACUGUCUCAAGGACUCUACCCCCUCAGAUUCUUCUUUGCUUCUUAUCCAGAACCUGCAACCAGGAUGGACCUCUGAAUACUAUCAAGCUCAAAAUUACAGUAUGGCAUCAGCCCCUGUAUUACCCUACAAUUGUCCACUGUCGCUCAUCAGUUAA